Molecule: messenger RNA, 1771 nt
Organism: Aplysia californica (California sea hare)
Lineage: Eukaryota; Metazoa; Mollusca; Gastropoda; Aplysiida; Aplysiidae
Product: sesquipedalian-1
Exons: 2
Coding region: 165-911 (248 amino acids)
Biological process (GO): receptor recycling; retrograde transport, endosome to Golgi; endosome organization
Cellular component (GO): early endosome; recycling endosome; trans-Golgi network
Source: RefSeq, a predicted model, not a curated record
GUUCAGUCACCGACAACGCCUCUCUUAGAGAACCCUCUCACUGACACUCACCACUGCUGUGCUUUUGGUCCACUUGGACUUGAGUGUGUUCAUUGCUCGUUAGGAGUCAGCCAGUGGAGUACAAAGAAUGACAAAGAAAUAGUACUUUCACUACAUGCGUGACCAUGAAGAUCCUGAAUGAGAAAGGUCUUAUUCACUUUGCCAACUCUGGAGCCCCCGCUGAUAAAGAAGGAUAUCUGCAGAAGAAAGGAGAAGUGAAUAAAGGAUUUCAGAAAAGAUGGUUUGUUUUGAAGGGAAAUCUUCUGUUCUACUAUGAGAAGAAAGGAGAUAAAGAGCCUCUUGGUGUUAUCAUUCUUGAAGGUUGCACCAUUGAGCUAGCUGAAGAUACAGACAAUUUUCUGUUCAUGAUUAAUUUUGCCUCUUCUGGGUUGAGAACAUAUUGCCUCAGUGCUCAUUCUCAGGAGUCUAUGGAGUCUUGGAUGAAAGCACUCUCUUGUGCUGGAUAUGAAUAUGUGAAGCUAAUGGUGUCUGAACUUCAAAGCAAAUUAGAAGAAGCUACUAACAGUGCCGAAGCAAAUUUGGUGCAAGCUGCUGACCGAGACAGCAGAAUAUUAGGCAGAAUAUACAAUGACAAUGCAGUGUUAGAGACUGUGUCCAGAGGGUCAAAAUCUAAGUCUCUACAGAGGGAUCAGAAAAAAAGAGUGAAUCCUUUCAACGAUGUUGAUGAAAUGGAUUCUGAGGUUGAUCCAGGCGAUGCCUUCCGACAUAUCGCCAGAACAUCUACCAUUGAACUUGUGACCUGGUCUCUUUUGGGAAUUCAUUCAUUUGCCGAGAUGCAUGAGUUCAUCAGACACCAGGUGCAGGAGAACAAACUUGAAUCUGAUCGCUUUUCACAAGUUGGUAAAUCUUGAUGUCAGUUUGUCUUUCUUAGCAGAGUAUGUGGUAAGUGUUUUGCGUUUUGAGAAUAGCCAUGGGUGGCAACUGUUUUUUGCAAUGCUUUGCUUUUGAGUAGCAUAAUCUGCAUAUUUUCUCUUUAAAUGAGUUUAUUAUAGUUCUUUUGACUUGCUCCUGUUGUGAUAACAUUUUUCAUGUGAGCAUUGGAUAAAUGCAUAAUACUGAAGUCUGCUGCUUACAUACAUACUUUUGUAUUCUAUAAAUUUUCAUCACACAGUGCAGGUUUUGUUUUCUAAAAUUCUAAUACUUAUGGUCUGUCUCAUGUUGUACCGUCUGUAUUGAGCUCUGACUGAUUUAAAAGUAAGAUAUUAUUUUAGUUGAGGAAAGUCAGAUGCUGUUUUCUUUAUUUAAAAAAAACAUUAAAAAAAACAACUUUGUCCAUUGUGUUUUCUUCUGUUAGUUUUAUGCUGAUUUAUCCAGAACGUUUAUCACUGAUUUCUUUCCUUUUAUUAUUGCUGGGCACAUGAAGACAGAAGAAGUCAACAUCGUUUUGAAAAUUUGCUUACCUGAUAAAGUUUUUUUCUCUUGUGUUUAUUAUAGCUAAUUUAAUUGAAAUCAAUCCUAAGUUACGUUUUGCAAUUUUAUUGGUUUUUGCAGCAGACUCAUGGAAUAAUCAGAACUUAUCAAUGAAAGUUCUGAAUGUCCCUCUAAAAACUGGUUGCGUUUAGAAAAAUAGGUCACUACAGUACUACAGUUUUCAGCUGUCAAUAUUUCUCUUGUCGUUACUGUUUAUCAGUUUUACCUCCACAGAUGAAGUAUUCGUAGACUAUGUAUCGUUUCCUUCACUGUUUUUCAUUACUACAAUGAGUUUUCUUCA